Molecule: messenger RNA, 3356 nt
Organism: Oncorhynchus mykiss (rainbow trout)
Lineage: Eukaryota; Metazoa; Chordata; Actinopteri; Salmoniformes; Salmonidae
Product: extracellular calcium-sensing receptor-like
Biological process (GO): G protein-coupled receptor signaling pathway
Cellular component (GO): plasma membrane
Molecular function (GO): G protein-coupled receptor activity
Source: RefSeq, a predicted model, not a curated record
CUCUCUGCAGGAGAUGCUAGACUGACAGACACUCAUCCUCUCUGUCUGUCUGUCCGUCUCUCUCACCAGGAUAAGGUUUACUGUUGAUAGGUGACGGACUUUCCCAGUCCUCGACCUUGUCUCUAUCCAGGUGAUGUGCCUCUGUGGCUGGCUGUGGCUGCUCUGCUGCCUCCCUAUCCCUGGGUGUGUCUGGGGUCAGUCUGGAGGUGGAGGGGGGGCCUGUCGGCUGAUGGCUAACCCCAUCUCGGGCAGUGUUUAUCGGGCAGGAGAUGUGGUCAUUGGAGGCCUGUUCCCCGUCCAUGUGGAAGCCCCUCUACCAGAGCAGGAGUUCCGGAGUAUUGAGGGAAAUGUGACAUGCACAAUUUUCUACCAGCGUGCUUACCGCUGGCUCCAGACUAUGAUCUUUGCGGUGGAGGAGAUUAACCGCGACCCAUUCCUCCUUCCUAACCUCACCCUGGGGUUCCUGGCUGCUGACACAUGCCUGGCAGAGGGUACCACUCUGGGGGCAGCCCUAGCCAUGGUGACAGGCCAGGAUGCCUCUGUGGCAGGCACAGAGUGUGGAGCAACCCCUGAGGUGCCCGUCAUCAUCGGUGAUGCCCGCUCCUCAGCCUCCAUCGUGGUGGCACAAACCCUCGGGCCGUUUGAUUUACCCAUGGUGAGUUAUUUUGCCUCCUGUGCCUGUUUGAGUGACAACUGGAGGUACCCGUCGUUCUUCCGUACGAUACCCAGCGAUGCCUUCCAGGCUCGGGGCAUGGCCAGGCUGCUGCAUCAGCUGGGCUGGGAGUGGGUGGGGCUGGUGUCAGGGGAUGAUGACUAUGGAAAGUUUGGGGUUCAGAUGCUUCUCCAAGAUCUCCAAGGAUCUGGGGUUUGUGUCGCCUACGCAGAGGUCAUCCCCAAGGUACCAUCUCAGAGACGGAUGAAGCACAUCGUGGACACCAUCAGAGGAUCUACUGCCAAAGUGGUGGUGACAUUCGCUAUCUCUCAGGAUGCACGGGCCCUGAUGGAAGAGGUUGUCCGUCAGAACAUAACAGACAGGCAGUGGAUCGCCUCGGAAGCCUGGGUCACCUACUCUACUCUCUCUUCCCCAAAAAACCUGCCCUCUCUUGCCGGGACUAUUGGAUUUGCCCUGAAGAAAGCUGUCAUUCCCAGCCUGGGCCCUUUCCUAACACGCCUACGUCCUGAUGAGGACUACCAGAAAUCCGACCCCUUCCUGAGGGAAUUGUGGGAGGAGAUUUUUGGGUGUUCCCUGGGGAUUGACCUUAGCAUGACCCCGUCGUCCCGGCGACAGUGUACUGGUUCAGAGGUCAUAGGUGAGGGGGAGAGCCAGUAUGCUGACGUGUCUCAGCUGAGAGCCAGCUACAAUGUGUACAAGGCUGUUUACGCCAUCGCCCACGCCAUUCAGGACAUGGUGGCCUGUCCACCAGGGGAGGGACCCUUUAAUAGUGGACAGUGCCCUGAUGUCAGGAAGCUUCAGCCCAGCCAGAUUGCUCAUUAUCUGAGGAGAGUGAACUUCAGUACUCCUGUGGGGGAUUUGAUCCACUUCGACAUGAAUGGUAAUCCGCCUGCCUCUUAUGACAUCAUCAACUGGCAUGUGACCCACGAGGGGACAGCAGAGUUUGUCCAGGUCGGCCAUUUUCUGUCUUCAGUGGGAGUGGACGACCAGUUUCACAUCAAUAUGGAGAAGGUGGUGUGGGGAGGGGGCAGCGGAGAUGAGGUCCCUGUGUCUAUAUGCAGUGCUGCCUGCCCCCCUGGUACCAGACAUGCGGUACAGAAGGGGAGGCCCGUUUGCUGCUUCGACUGUCUGUCCUGCGCUGAGGGAGAGAUCAGCAACACAACAGGGUCAGUUGAGUGUAGCAGGUGUCCAGAGCGGUUCUGGUCCAACCCAGAUCGUACGGCCUGCGUCCCACAGCUAGUGGACUUCCUCUCCUACAGCGACACCAUGGGCGUCAUCCUGUCCGUCAUAUCAGUUUCCGGGGCAACGCUCACAGCUGGUGCCCUGGCCACCUUCUUCUACCACCGCCAUACGCCGCUGGUGAAAGCCAACAACUCUGAGCUCAGCUUCCUGCUCCUGCUGUCACUCAAGCUCUGCUUCCUGUGUGCACUGGUUUUCAUUGGCCGGCCAAAGCCAUGGACUUGCAUGCUGAGACACACCCUGUUUGGUAUAAGCUUUGUGUUCUGCAUCUCCUGUCUGCUCAGCAGGACUGUGGUGGUGCUGGUGGCCUUCAGGGCCACUCUGCCUGGAGAGAACCUGAUGAGAUACUUCAGCCCAGCUCAGCAAAGGAUGGGCAUCUCCAUCUGCACACUCAUCCAGGUGCUGAUCUGUGUGCUGUGGCUGGCCCUAGCUCCACCCCGGCCGGCUGAGCGGGGCGGCAGAGAGGGUCGGGGGCCGAGGGUGGUCCUGGAGUGUGAGGUUGGCUCUGUGGUCGGCUUCUCUUUGGUGCUGGGCUACAUUGGCUUGCUGGCCUCUCUCUGUCUCCUCUUAGCCUUCCUGGCCAGGAAACUCCCUGACAACUUCAACGAGGCCAAGUUCAUCACCUUCAGCAUGCUGAUCUUCUGUGCUGUAUGGAUCUCCUUCGUCCCUGCCUACGUCAGCUCUCCUGGGAAGUACACAGUAGCUGUGGAGAUAUUCGCAAUCUUAGCAUCCAGCUUUGGGCUGCUGUUCUGUCUGUUUGCUCCAAAGUGUUUCAUCAUCCUCCUGAGACCAGAGAGAAACACCAAGAAACACAUGAUGUCCAAAUAGAAAUCACCAAGAAACAGAUGGUGGUCAAGUUGGAAACAAAAAGAAACACCUCUAUUGACCACAGGAGUGUGUUGUUGUGCCUCCUCAAAGUCAGUUGUUGUAAUUAAAGAUCCUCCAUCUUACAUUGAUCCUCACUCAGCUUGUCCUCUUAAGACCUCUGUCAGCUCAUUGUAGUGUUUAACAGGUAUCCUAAUAGAAUCGAAUGAAACGAGAGUGUUCUCUCACUGCAGGCCCACAAGCUUUCAUUCUCCUCUUCUUUCAGUGCUCAGUCAGAAAUCAAACCCCUGUCUGCUCCCUAGCCCCCUAGCCCCCUAGCCCCUAGCCCCUGGCCCCUAGCUCCUAGCCCCUAGCCCCUGAUGUGAUGGGUUUAGGAAACAUAGCAGUAACUUCACCCAGCUCUCUGGUAGGAUAUCUCUUCUCACAGAGCCCUCUAACAGGGAGAUAGGAUCAGAGAGAGGCUGAGAGAGGCUAGAGGCCUGGUAAGGCUAUAUAGAAUGUAGCCCUGCAGGCUAACACUGGCCAGAGUGAUGAGAGAGUCCAGAGUGAUGAGAGAGACCAGAGUGAUGAGAGAGACCAGAGUGAUGAGAGGGGCCAGAGUGAUGAGAGGGGCCAGAGU